Zingiber officinale is the source of this 532-nucleotide messenger RNA. RefSeq lists its product as uncharacterized. The transcript has 4 exons. Lineage: Eukaryota; Viridiplantae; Streptophyta; Magnoliopsida; Zingiberales; Zingiberaceae. The record is from RefSeq and is a predicted model, not a curated record. Bases 119 to 397 code for a protein of 92 amino acids.
UCCAACGGCAUCAGUGAACUCCUGGGUCAUAUUUUUUUCUCCACGGCUCUCCAGUCUCUCCGUCCCUCUCUAGUUCACCAGCUUUCCCUUUCAGUGCGCUCUCGCCUCGCCCGCUUCCAUGGCUUCCUCCACCUUGAAUCGCUGGGUGAGGCCCGAGGUGCUCCCUCUCUUUGCUGCGGUCGGUGUAGCGGUGGGGAUCUGCGGAUUCCAGCUUGUUCGCAACAUAUGCAUCAACCCGGAAGUGAGGGUUAACAAGGAAGGAAGAACAGCUGGAGUUCUGGAGAACUAUGCCGAAGGAGAAAGAUACGCAGAGCAUGGUCUUCGUAAACUUGUGCGCAAAAGGGCCCCUGAGAUCAUGCCCAAACUUAACAGUUUCUUCACUAAUCCAUCCAAAUGAGGCUAUGGUUGGGUCAUCUAUCUAUCUUUCCUUAGUUGUCCGCAAGCACUGUGUAUUUUCACAUGGUUCUUCAGAACUUCUUGGAUCUUAGCAUCAAUCUUGUACUUAAUGGUGCGAAGUUUUUCUUUUGAUUUA